AUGGCAGAAUCAUUUGUGUUUGAUAUUGCUGAUUCACUGCUAGGGAAGCUUGCUUCUUAUGCCUAUGAUGAAGUUUCUCGAGCUUAUGGUGUGUUUGAUGAUCUAAAAGAGAUCAAAAACACUUUGUCAAUUGUCAGAGGUCUUAUUUUAGAUGCUGAGUAUAAGAAGGACAAAAAGCACGGGCUGCGAGAAUGGAUGAGACAGAUUCAAAACAUCUGCUCUGAUGCUGAAGACGUAUUUGAUGGAUUUGAGUUCCAACACAAGAGGAAGGAAGUUGUCGCAACUUCUAACAGCACUCAGAUGAAGGUACGACACUUCUUUUCUUCCUCUAAUCCAAUUGUUUUCCGUCCUAGGAUGGCACUUCAAAUCAAAGACAUUAGGGACAGAUUGAAUAAGGUAGCAGCUGAUGGGAACAAUUUUGGUCUUGGGAAAAUCGAUGUUGGUCCUGAACUUGUUUUGCAAAGGAGAGAAUUGACUCACUCCCAUGUUGAUCCUUUAAGUGUAAUUGGGAGGGAGAAUGAUAAGGAAGAAAUUAUCAAGGUUUUGAUGCAACCACAUCCUCAUGGUGAUGGUGAUGGUGACAAAAGUUUGUGUGUUAUUCCCAUUGUGGGAAUUGGAGGCUUGGGAAAGACCACUCUUGCAAAGUUGGUUUACAAUGAUAAAAGGAUGGAUGAUCUUUUUCAGUUGAAGAUGUGGACUUGUGUCUCUGAUGAUUUUGACAUCAGUCAAAUAAUUAUUAAAAUCAUCAACUCCGUUUCUGCUUCAACGUUCACUCCAGUUUCAGCUCCACCGAGUCUUGCUCCUGGUCACCAAAAAAACAUCAAUAAUUUCGAUAUUGAGCAGCUACAAAGUUGUUUAAGACCAAAACUUGUUGGUCAGAAGUUUUUGCUUGUGCUAGAUGAUAUAUGGAAUGAUGAUCGUGCAAAAUGGAUUGAGUUGAUAGAUUUGAUAAAAGUCGGUGCAACAGGAAGCAAAAUCAUAGUGACGACACGUAGCAACUCAGUUGCUUCAAUGAUGGGUACAAUUCCCUCGUACGUUUUGGAAGGUCUUUCUCUAGGGGAUUGUUUAUCGUUGUUUGUCAAAUGGGCAUUUAAGGAAGGUGAAGUAAUUAAAUAUCCAGAUCAAGUGGAGAUUGGAAAAGAAAUCGUGAAAAAAUGUGCAGGAGUUCCGCUUGCUGUGAGAACAUUAGGAAGUUCCUUAUUCUCAAAAUAUGAUUUAAAAAAGUGGCGAUUUGUGAGAGAUUCUGAGAUAUGGAACUUAGAACAGAAGAAAGAUGAUAUUUUGCCUGCAUUAAAGUUAAGCUAUGAUCAAAUGUCAUCUUGUUUGAGGCAAUGCUUUGCUUACUUUUCCCUUUAUCCCAAAGAUUAUACGUUUUCUUGUGAUGAUAUUACUAGGCUUUGGAUAGCUCUUGGAUUAGUACAGUCUCAGAAUGGGAAUGAGAAACUGAAGGAUAUUGCAAGAGAAUAUCUAGACGAGUUAAAUUCUAGAUCAUUUCUUCAAUAUUACGAUAACAUUAAUAUUCCUGACUAUUUCAAAUGUGUAACAGUGGACUCACAUACUAGGAAUGUACCUGAACACGCAAGACACUUAUCAAUUGUUGAAAAAAUUUCAGCAGACAAUGCUUUGUUCCCCAAGUCCAGAAGUUUGAGAACUAUAUUAUUUCCCAUCGAAGGAGUGGGUCUUGACAUGGGAACUUUGUUGGAUACUUGGAUAUCAAGAUACAAAUACUUACGAUAUUUAGAUUUAAGAUAUUCUUCCUUCAACACCCUGCCUAAGUCAAUUGCUAAAUUGGAGCACUUGCGAGUUCUCGACCUUACUCAUAAUUUGAAUAUCAGAAGACUUCCCCAUUCUAUUUGCAAACUCCAUAAUUUGCAAGUCUUGAAACUCACUGGAUGCACGGAGCUUGAAACAUUGCCUCAAGGGUUGGGGUUGUUGAUUAGCCUUCGGGAACUUUACAUAACCACAAAGCAAUCAGUUAUGUCAUUGACAGAAUUUGCAAACUUGAACCACCUUCAAGAUUUGACUUUUCAUAAUUGUGACAAUAUGAAGUUUCUAUUCAGCGAGGCACAACAACUAUCUUCCCUUGAAAUAUUGUCUGUUAGUUCAUGUGGUAGCCUAGAGUCCUUACCUCUCUUUAUUUUUCCUAAACUACAGACUCUGAUUAUUUCAGACUGUCAGAUGAUAAACUUGUCGUUGUACAACGAAAGUCCAAUCCAAAGUUUGACGAUGAAGCAAUUAUAUAUUGGAAAUCUUACGGGGCUUCUGACAUUUUCUGGUUGGAUUGAAGGUGUUGUAGAUACUUUAGAGACCUUACAAAUUUAUGAACUUCCCAAUCUUAAGACACUUCCCGAGUGUCUAACAAGAAUGACUCGUCUUAAGAGGCUUCAGAUGUUUGACUGCCCUCAACUGUUGAGUCUUCCAAGUGAUCUUCAUCGCCUCACUGCCCUUGAAAAUUUAGUCAUAUAUGAUUGUUCUAAAUUGUUCCAAAAAUAUCAGCCUCAGCUUGGUGAGUACUGGCACAAGAUUGCUCACAUAAAAAAUAUUGAGGUGGACGAAUGA
Molecule: messenger RNA, 2559 nt
Organism: Trifolium pratense (red clover)
Lineage: Eukaryota; Viridiplantae; Streptophyta; Magnoliopsida; Fabales; Fabaceae
Product: putative disease resistance protein RGA1
Exons: 2
Coding region: 1-2559 (852 amino acids)
Biological process (GO): defense response to other organism
Molecular function (GO): ADP binding; protein binding
Source: RefSeq, a predicted model, not a curated record